GUAAAAUCCAAGUUGGGAGGAGAUGAUAACCCAUAUCUCACAGUUCAAAACCACAUAUGCCACGACCGGGACUCCGUCCCCGAUCAGCGGCUCCUGUCGUGGAGACAGUUUGUCCCAUCGCUACCGUAUUUGGAAAGCAAACAAAGGUGCGCCCGACAAAGAAGCGACCCGCGGUUAAGCAUGUUCCGAUUCGCUACGAUCUCCAAGAGAUUGCUCUGGAAACGGUAAAGGCAGAAAUCAAAGAGGAGGCGUCAAGGUCCGAUAAAGGCGAAUGGCAAGAUGUGUGGACUAGCAUUGAAGCGUAUAGGAAGCGGGUGGAGGCACCUGUAGAUACCUGCGGGUGUGCCGUCCUCGGCAGAAAAGAAUUUGGUGACAAGGUGUAUCGUUUUGAGACACUUGUAUCGCUUAUUCUCUCGGCUCAAACACCCGACUUGAAACUGGCUCCCACCAUGAGACUGCUCCAAUCCCACACACCUGAAGGCAUGACCCCGAAUGCCCUAUUAGCGAUGGAUCCUGAACUGAUUAAAAGCUGUCUGGCGACAAUCGGAAUGCAAAACCAGAAAACAAAAUCUCUGCUGGCAACGAGUAGAGUUUUGCACGAGCGAUAUGACGGCGAUAUCCCUCCUACCUGGGAAGAGCUACUCGCCCUUCCUGGGGUUGGCCCUAAAAUAGCCGCAUUGACCAUGUCGAUAGCAUGGAACAAAGAUGUUGCAAUUGCCGUCGACACGCAUGUUCACCGCAUCAGUAAUCGUCUAGGUUGGGUCCGGACGAAGAACCCGGAAGCCACCAGACAAAGUCUUGAGCGGUGGCUUCCAAAAGAGUACUGGGGCCCAAUCAAUCCUCUGCUAGUCGGGUUCGGGCAAACAUUGUGUCGCGCCCAGAAACCAGGUUGUGCAGAGUGUCCUGCUGCAAUGUUGUGCCCGAAGAUUGGAACCAAGAAGGCUCAGCACUAACUGAACGGCUUAAAGCCAUAACCAUUGAUACUCUGAUACCGGUUUCUUCCACAAUGGACAGAGAUUCAGCGGGUUGGUCGUUCAAGUGGACGCAGCAAAGGAAGGGAUAAAGUUUACCUCCUGAUGCAUCUGCCAGCGGGAGCAGGCGAUCAUGAACCACCAUCAACCGACCCGUUAACUCUCUCUGUGGAUUCAAUUAGAAUGUGGGAAGAGUGCAACGCACUAUCCGUGCAUUUUCAAUCUUUGAACCCAAGGUAGAAUAGGGUAAUUGAAAGCUGGAACAUGUAGUUAGCGCUUUGAACGAGACAAGUAGUGAUCUUGUCGGCAGAAGUACAAAAUUUUCACAACGAGCAUGUGUCAUAAUUUCUAUUUACAACUCUGUGUUUACAACUCCAAUACUACUAAACAUUUAUACAUUAAA
This is a messenger RNA of Spizellomyces punctatus DAOM BR117, 1374 nucleotides long. RefSeq lists its product as uncharacterized. Gene Ontology annotation, cellular component: nucleus. NCBI's taxonomy places the organism in Eukaryota, Fungi, Chytridiomycota, Chytridiomycetes, Spizellomycetales, Spizellomycetaceae. The transcript has 5 exons. The record is from RefSeq and is a predicted model, not a curated record. Gene Ontology annotation, biological process: base-excision repair, AP site formation; nucleotide-excision repair; base-excision repair. Gene Ontology annotation, molecular function: DNA binding; oxidized pyrimidine nucleobase lesion DNA N-glycosylase activity; DNA-(apurinic or apyrimidinic site) endonuclease activity. The coding region runs from base 57 to 953 and encodes 298 amino acids.